AUGUUACUUUUCAAGGAAGCUUGUCGUCAACUGCGCCACACGGCGCCAAAGACUGUCCCAAGACCACAGGCAGCUAAUGUCUCUCCUUCAUGUCAUCUGCAGCUAUGGAUAAUGCAAGGUGCACCGAGUUGGCGGAAGCCCAGUUCAUGGCAGACCACGAAGUCAGUACGGCGAUCAUUCUCCGCUACGGCUGGAAUGGAUCAUGGACAUAUUACACCCCCUAAACCGGGAGAGGAGAUCAACGUCUCGUUCAUUGACAAGGACGGUGAGAAGUACGAUUUUCAGGUAUCCGAGGGUGAUAACCUGCUGGACAUUGCCCAGGCCAAUGAUCUCGAGAUGGAAGGUGCCUGUGGCGGAUCUUGUGCCUGUUCGACAUGCCACGUUAUUGUGGAAGAUCCGGAAAUGUUCGAUAAGAUGGAAGAGCCAAGCGACGAUGAAAAUGACAUGCUUGAUCUCGCUUUCGGCUUGACGGAAACGUCUCGUCUUGGCUGCCAAGUGGCCAUGAACAAGGAUCUUGAUGGAUUGGUGGUCAGAUUACCUUCGAUGACGAGGAAUAUGCAAGCCAGCGACUUUGAGCAAAAGAAGUGA
Molecule: messenger RNA, 588 nt
Organism: Monascus purpureus
Lineage: Eukaryota; Fungi; Ascomycota; Eurotiomycetes; Eurotiales; Aspergillaceae
Source: the annotation of a GenBank genome assembly